CCAGGCUGCGCCGCCCUCGACGCCGGCGCGCAGCCCCUCUGGCGGCUCUCCUCCCCCUACCCACCCCACUCGCGUCGCGGGGUCAUGCCCGACGGGCGACGGCACCCAGGGGAAGCGCCUCCUAGGGCGCGACCUUGGCCAACCAGAGCCACAGCGCGGCCCCUCCAGCGGCAGUCGGUAGAAGAUGGAGGUCCCACGAUUUCUCAGCGAGAUUUUCCCGCAGGAUCAGACCGAUCUUUCAUGGGUUCCCGAUGGGAUGGAUCCCAAUUCGUCCUACAGGCUUGCUGUGCGUGUCGGUGCUUAUGUGAAAUUGACUGAUGAUGGCAACCGUGUUUAUUGUGAUGCAUGUAAUAUUCCAAAGGUUUUAGAUAGGGAUCGCACCAAUUGGAAAGAUUUGGUAGUUGAUAUUGCUACAGAAAUUAAUCUAGGAUCUAACAACAAGUUGCGUGUCACAUAUUGGGACAAAAUAAAUCGUAGCUAUGAGGAGGUUAGUUCUGACCAGAAAUUAAUUGAUGCAAUUGACAUGUAUUGGGAGAUAAGAAGGCUUUCAUUGCAAGUCUGUGUUAUGAAAAAGGAUGAUUCAGAUUCUGUGCAUGAAAUUGGGCGGAAGCAAAACAUGCCUUGUGUAUUGCAGGGAAGCACCGAGACCUCAGAUGCCCAGAUUAUUGCAGUACCUUCAUCUGAAACUGCACCAUCCCUUUUGGAGCCUCUAGUUCAGGAAAGUGUUGAAGUAGCUUGGGUGGACGAUGAUGUAGAGUAUGUUGGUCUGGAUGAUGAGUAUCCUUUCAAAACUUUACUUUCUGAUUCUGAAUGUGAUGGGUUGGAUGAUGUUUUAGAGUGUGUUGACUUGGAGGAUGAUGUCGAGUGUGUUGGCUUGGACGAUGAAUUAGUUGUGGAUGAUGCAUUGGGUUGUGAAACAUUUAUACAUGCAACGGAUUUAGAGAACCCGACAAUAGCAGUUGGUGUAACUUUUGGGGAUGGUGAUACUUUUAAGAAAGCAAUUAGGCAAUAUGCAAUUAAGGGUGAAUUCGAAAUUGCAGCUCCCUAUUCUGAGUCAACAAGGUAUAGAGGGUAUUGCAAAGCUGAACGGUGCAAGUGGCGGAUACAUGCUUCACGGUUGCAGGAUGAAAGGACAUGGAAGAUAAAGAAAAUACCUUAUCCACACACUUGUCAAAGCACAGGGAAAGUUGAAAAAAACAGCAUGGCAAGCAAUCAUUGGGUGAGGGAUAGGGUUCUCGAUUGGCUUGCAAAGGACUCUACAAUUGGAGCUAAAGCACUAAAGACAAGAUUAGAAGAGCAGUAUCACCUGCAGUUGUCAUACUGGGUAGUGUGGGAUGGAAGAAAUAUGGCUUUGGAACAACUCAAAGGAAAGUGGGAUGACAGUUUCGAGCACAUUUUCAGUUUCAAGGCAGAGGUUGAGAAGACAAAUCCUGGGAGUUUGGUGGACAUUGAAUUUGAGCAAGUUGGGAAGAAGAAGAGAUUUACUAGAAUGUUUGUUGCCCUAAGUGCAUGUGUGGAUGGUUUUCUACAUGGUUGUAGGCCUUUUCUUGGUGUGGACUCCACCCACUUGACUGGAAAAUGGAAGGGUCAACUUGCAUCGGCUACUGUUAUUGAUGGGCAUAAUUGGAUGUUUCCUGUGUGUUAUGGGGUAUUUGGAUCAGAGACAACUGAAAAUUGGUCAUGGUUUUUUAGCAGACUUCAUCAAGCUAUUGGCUCACCUCGAGGCCUAGUGAUCUCAACAGAUGCAGGAAAAGGAAUUGAUUCUGCUGUUACUCACAUCUUCAAAAAUGGGGUUGAGCAUAGAGAGUGCAUGAGGCACUUAGUUGCAAACUUUCAGAAGCGAUAUCGAGGUGAGGUCUUUGAGAAGCACUUAUGGCCAGCAUGUAGAGCUUACCAGAUACAUAGAUUUGAAGAGCACUAUAAUUUGAUGUAUGAAGCUUGCCCUGAAGCAAUGAAGUGGAUACAUGAUAACCACAAGCACCUCUGGACAAGGCACUUGUUUUCAGAAGCAAGCAAGUGUGAUUAUGUCACAAAUAACAUAGCUGAGACAUUUAAUAGCUGGAUUAGGAAUGAAAAAUCCUUGCAUGUGGUUGAUCUUAUGGAUAGGAUAAGACAAUUAUGCAUGCAAAAAUGUUCUUGAGAAGAAAAAUUGCUAUGAAGCUUAAAGAUAAGAUACUGCCUAAUGUCAUGAAGGACCUCUUUGCAAGGAGUCGAGGCUUGAAAUAUAUCUGGAGGUAUUCACACAAAGAAGGUGGUAAAGAAGGUGAGAUGUUAGGUGAAGUUGAAGGUGUUACAAAGAAUCUAGUUCAUUGGAGGCAUACUGUUGAUCUCCAUGAGGGGAAGUGCACCUGUAGGCGUUGGCAAAUCACCGGUCUGCCAUGCACACACGCUUUGUGUAUUAUAACCUCAAUUCGAGGUUAUAAUAUUGAAGACUAUGUUCAUGAAUAUUAUUAUGUGGCAAAGUUCAAGA
Messenger RNA from Panicum virgatum (switchgrass), 2470 nucleotides. RefSeq lists its product as uncharacterized. Bases 185 to 2140 code for a protein of 651 amino acids. NCBI's taxonomy places the organism in Eukaryota, Viridiplantae, Streptophyta, Magnoliopsida, Poales, Poaceae. The transcript has 3 exons. The record is from RefSeq and is a predicted model, not a curated record.